AAAAACGAGGAAUGAUGACUUUAUUUUUACCGAAAAAGUUCUAGAGCCGGUUGAGGAGGAGGAGGUGGUUGACUUGAUCAAAAUAAGGUCCUGAAAGUGGAUAACAUGCGAGAAAAUAACUUUAUUUUUAUAAAAAAAAAGAAAGAGAACGCGCGAGAAAAACAAGAUGUGUAAAAAAAAAUCUCGAGAUGCACACGUGUCCAGGAUUGAGACAAGUGUAAAAGGAUACCCUUAUUUCUACCAAAAGGGGACACACACGGCCACUUAUUUCUUAAUUGUGUAAGUGAGAGAGCAAUUAACAAUUAACAAUUAACAAUUCAUAACCCAAACCAAAGUGGUUUCAUUUCAUUGCAUUGCACCAUUCAAUCGAUCAGAGUAAAAUGGUUAAUCGACGCUUCACUCAGGUAGCCACCAGCGACGAAGAUGAAGACGAAGCACCACCACAACCACCACCUCAGCGGAAUUCGAAGCUACGUAAUCGGAAGAGAAUGAAGCUUCUAGAUGAAGAAGAAGACAACGAUAGCGACAACAAUAACAAUAAAGAUAGCGACGAUGAUGGUCAGAAGGAAGAAGGAAAAAAUGAACCGCCGCAGACUGUAGAUGAUGCAAAACCAAUAGGUGAUCCAAUUAGGGUUUCUGGAAAAGGAAGAGGGAGGAAGAGACAUUAUGAAUCAUUUGAAUUCGAUGGAAAUCAAUAUUCUCUCGAGGAUCCUGUAAUGCUUGUGCCUGAGGAUAAAGAACAAAAACCAUAUGUUGCUAUAAUUAAGGACAUUAUACAGAACUUUAGUGGCAGCAUAAUGGUGUUGGGACAGUGGUUUUAUCGUCCUGAAGAAGCUGAAAAAAAAGGUGGUGGAAGCUGGAAGUCGUGUGAUACAAGGGAGCUUUUUUAUAGUUUCCACCGAGAUGAGGUUCCUGCAGAGUCUGUUAUGCACAAGUGUGUGGUGCAUUUUGUUCCCUUAAACAAACAGUUUCCAAAACGUAAGCAACAUCCUGGCUUUAUUGUACAAAAGGUGUAUGACACUUUGGAAAGGAAACUCUGGAAGCUGACUGAUAAGGACUUUGAGGAUGUUAAACAGCAAGAAAUUGAUGAACUUGUUCAGAAAACUCGAAAACGCAUUGGUGAGCUACUCGACAUUGAGCCUGAAGAAGCCCCUCCUGCUGAUCAGGAGGAGGUGACGAAAAAUAAAAGAAGCUUAAGGAGAAAGAGCAUUUCUCCCAUUGAUGUAUCAAGGGAGGAGGAAGGAAAUCCUAAAACUGACCAACAUUCAAAGCCUGAAACACCAGGGAGCUGUGUAAAUAAUGACUCAAAGUAUCAUCGCAUAUUAGUGAAGUUCAAUUCACUAACUGGUAACAUUCAUCGCGACAAAUGGUUGGAGAGGCUGCUUCAACACAUUCAGUACAUGUGUAAUUAUGAUGAGAGUAUAGAAAAGGGAAAAGAAUCAGGAAAUGCUGAUUCUGAUGAAAUCAAGAAUAAAAACAAUGAUAAAACUUCAGAAAUAGCAAAUGACUGUCCGGACAAGGGUCAGAAGAGUUCCAAGUCCUUUGUGUGGCCUGAUGCUGCUGUUUCAGCCAUAGUUUCUCUUGAAAAAGCUUCACAUGAGGCUCUAUCAACAGAUUUUCAGAAGUAUAACCAAAAGUUGCGGCAACUAGAUUUUAAUCUCAAGAACAAUGCGUUGCUAGCACGCCGUCUGUUAAAUGGAGAGUUGAAACCUUCAAAAAUGUUGAAUAUGACACCCAUUGAAUUAAAGGAGGGAUUGACUUCCGAGGAAUUAACCAAGAAGGAGCCUGAUGAAAAACAGCACAUGCAAAUGACAGAUGCCCGCUGCUCAAGAUGCGCGGAACUUAAGGUGGGCUUGAGGGAGAUUAUCCACGCUGGACACGGUGACCGUUAUCAGCUGGAAUGUGUUGCCUGUGGUAAUUCCUGGUAUGCCUCCCGGGAUGAGGUGUCUGCACUGACCAUAGACGGAUCGGAUUCAAAGAGAAGCAUAGGCACAGCGCCAUCAGCCACUGCAAAAUUUGAAGAUGUUCAGAAGAAGCUGGCGAGUCCCCGUGGAUCUGAAAACCCAGCCGAUGACAUCUCUAAGAAAACAAGUGAACCACGUAUGCCUGUUUUGGACACCCAGAAAUCAUUUGGCAAGCCCAGCAAAGAUGACAAUAUUGAGGCCAAAAGACAUGCUGAUAAGGAAUGAUCUAUGCUGCGCUCUUUAGAGUUACAAAUUAGAAUUUAUGUUCAGGCUGAAAACCAACAAAAGGUUGUGCAUGUAGAGUUCUCAUGUUUGAUCAUAGAAGAGGGUAGUGUUAGUAGUAAAUUGAUUUUGGUUUACUUUGACUCUUCAAUGGUAAACCGUUUAAACAAAAUAAAAUAAAAUGUCAUGUGCUUUUGCUUUGUCUGAUUGGAAAA
Messenger RNA from Trifolium pratense (red clover), 2401 nucleotides. RefSeq lists its product as uncharacterized. The coding region runs from base 381 to 2189 and encodes 602 amino acids. Gene Ontology annotation, biological process: DNA-templated transcription. Gene Ontology annotation, molecular function: chromatin binding. The transcript is spliced from 8 exons. NCBI's taxonomy places the organism in Eukaryota, Viridiplantae, Streptophyta, Magnoliopsida, Fabales, Fabaceae. The record is from RefSeq and is a predicted model, not a curated record.